AUGGUUGUUACCAUUCUAGGUAUGGUUGUUGCAACAUUAGUGGAGAAAAAGUGGUCAAUACUUGCAGAGAAAGAGAAAGGAGGUUUGCAAGAAUUUUUCUAUGAUCAACUUCCAGAUUCAAUGGGAAGCUUAGGAACUGCGUUAUAUUUAAGUGUGAUUGGUGUUGGAAGGUUUAUAAGCAGUUAUCUGAUAACUGUUGUGGGCCAUGUUACUGAAAAAUUAGGAAAAGUUGGUUUGGAAAGGAUUUGA
This is a messenger RNA of Lactuca virosa, 249 nucleotides long. NCBI's taxonomy places the organism in Eukaryota, Viridiplantae, Streptophyta, Magnoliopsida, Asterales, Asteraceae. The record is from the annotation of a GenBank genome assembly.